AUGCAGCUUCUCAACGCCAUUAUUGCCCUUGUGGCCGCGUUCAGCGCGUAUGUUCAGCAGCAGACAACCGACCUGGUUGUCGCUUUCCGCGAACGGGCCUUCCAACCCGUUUUCCACAAUUUCCUGGCCAUCGAGCCAUCCACCGUCACCUCCACCGUAACCUCAACAAUCACCGCCUCUCCGACAGUGUCCUUCACCACAACGGUGUAUCAUGGCGGGUCCAUCGCUUUUGUGGCAACCUCUCCACCUCCUACACCUCCCUCGACCACAGUUCCUCAUGUGCAAUAUUGCCUUGCACCACUAGCGUGGGCAAACUGGGAAGAACCUUCGUUCUGCGUGUCAGAACGCGCUUUCGAGCUCCUGUCUGCCUUCCUCACGACGUUGCCGGAGGCACCAACCCUCCAUAUCUCUCAAUCAAUCCUCGCCCGACUAUCACCCUUGUUCUCUUUACACUGGGAGCGCAUCCGAAUAGCCACCUCUCUAAUUCAGCAACGGACCUUGGGAACGAUGUCCGUCGUGGUCAAUCACGCCACUUCGAUCGUGUGGAAGUUCAGAGUCACGGCCUCAGCGGUCAGUUGUUCGAUGGGAGACCUCCUCGCGUCUUUGACACUGCCACAAUGGCUCAUCUACUGCUUCCUGUUCGUUACCACCGGCUUCCUUCUCAUCGGCGCAAGCAUCACAAUCGUGAGAGCAGAGUUAAGACGUCAAGACCUCCUGCAACGCAAGCAGCGUGAAGAGGUGAAAUCGACCCGCGCUCGUCACCGGAAGGUUAUUGCAGAAGCACUAGACUAUUACGAGCAAGGCAAGAUCACCACAGCUUCAACCAAAGAGGAGGCUCGAGACUUGUUGGUUGCGUUACUGGCUCAUUUCAUAACCUCGGAGAAACAACCAGAGUUCCCUCCACCAACAAUACACCAACGCUGCCCUGAAGUCCGGCCUGCGACGACCUUGCGGACGCUUUCCUGCGGGUUGCGCCACAAGCUACUAGCUGCCGUGAAAUGGAUGUUCGACAUACAGUACUUGUACCUGGUGGAAAUCCCUCUCAGACUGUCAUGGCGUGUCAUCAUCACACCUCUUGGACAGGGCAUCUGUUGGCUGUGUGACACAUAUGUCGAGAAGUUUGUCUUUGGGGUCAUGCCGUUCUGUUUCCUCUUGAUGGUCAACGUCCUGUUUUCCCUGCUUGGCCUAUCGAUGGUCAUGGGUCUUGUUUGCCUCGGGGUUGCCCUUGCAGUCCUUGUCUGCGGCAUCUAUGCCGUCGCAUAUGCAAUGGUACCGGCGACUCGCCUUGCUGGCAGAAUGCGAGCUCGGGUCGUCAACUAUGUACGUGAGGGUGUGGAAGGCGCCAGAAAAUGCUGGGAAGAAGAGGAGGCCGCCGCACGCCGACAGAAAGAUGACCAUACAUCAACUUCACUGGCUCGACGCACACCACAGACACCUGACCAGCCGAUCGCACAACCCAACCACUUCUCGGUCCCUUACAGCCACCACACUAGUGUUCUCACCGGUCCAUCCCCUUAUUCCUCUUCAGGCCCAACAGCUACAACCCGGAUAAUUUCCGUCGAUCACUUCCGACGUCUCCUCCAUCUCGAAUCAGAACACUUCACUAUUUUCCAAAAACUUCACAACGUUCCAGGUUCGUCGGUGCUCUUGAAAAUCGAGAGUCUCCUUCGCGAGCUACAGAACCCACACCGCCCAAUAGAAUCCCAACGACCUGAUCAAUGCGACAAAUGCAGCUCAAAGGAUACAGACAGGAAGGCAAAAGCAUUAGAGAGUGCAUUGGCUGAGAAACAGCAGCUUCAGACGAAAGUCCAGGAACUUGAAUCCAGACUGAGAAGCCAAAACGAGACGCACGAUUCGGCGGAGAAACAGCAGCUUAAGACCAAAGUCCAAGAGCCUUAA
Molecule: messenger RNA, 1899 nt
Organism: Cladophialophora carrionii CBS 160.54
Lineage: Eukaryota; Fungi; Ascomycota; Eurotiomycetes; Chaetothyriales; Herpotrichiellaceae
Exons: 1
Coding region: 1-1899 (632 amino acids)
Source: RefSeq, a predicted model, not a curated record